CAAGUAAAAAGAUUUAGAGUGUGUAUGGAUAAAUAUAAAAAAAACAGAGAGGAAUCAUAGUUAAAUUAAUAAAUAUGUCAGUAUUGAAUUAUAUAAAACGCAUAUUUAUUAAUCCUUUAAAAUAUUCAAAAGAUGGACAUUAUAAAAUGGUGUUGAUUGUGAGAUCAGAUAUAUCCAUGGGAAAGGGAAAAACUGCUGCUCAAUGUGCACAUGCAGCAGUAGAAUGUUAUCGUCAAGUGUCAGCCAAUGUGAAAUAUCAACAAAUGUUUAAAGUUUGGUUGUUACAAGGUCAACCUAAAAUUGCAUUAAAAGUAUCUAGUGAAGAAGAAUUAAUGUCAUUAGCUCAUAGAGCUCGGAAAUCUGGUCUAAUUAUUUCUAUAAUAAAAGAUGCAGGCAAAACUCAGUUACAACCUGGCACAAUAUCUACACUUGGUAUUGGGCCAGGUCCACAAAAACAGAUAGAUGACCUUACAUGUCAAUUGAAACUAUUGUGA
Habropoda laboriosa is the source of this 494-nucleotide messenger RNA. RefSeq names its product peptidyl-tRNA hydrolase 2, mitochondrial. The transcript has a single exon. The record is from RefSeq and is a predicted model, not a curated record. The coding region runs from base 75 to 494 and encodes 139 amino acids. Gene Ontology annotation, molecular function: peptidyl-tRNA hydrolase activity. Gene Ontology annotation, cellular component: cytosol; mitochondrion. Lineage: Eukaryota; Metazoa; Arthropoda; Insecta; Hymenoptera; Apidae.